AUGGUUACGAUGCUACGGUCUCUACUGGAAAAUGUGGGCAACGCGCAGCAGACACACAUCUACGAACGAGGCAGCUGCCCCUGCGGGCCCUUGCCGGCCGGCGCCAAGGCUGGCCGCUCGUUCUGUCCUGACGAGCUCAUCCCAGCCGCCCCCACCCGCGCCCAGACCUCCCCGACAUUCCUGCGACAGGAGGGCGACACAAAGACGCUUGCCUGCCAACUCCGGCAGCGUGGAUGCUCCUGCAGUGAGCUGCCCCUGCCCGUUUUCUGCAUCCACAGCACGGCGUGGCUCGAGGCCCUGUGGCGAGUGAGGGCCGCCCAGAGUCUCCCCAUCCCCCGAGAAACAGCUGGCAGUGGCUCCACUCUGCCACCAGUCGGCUCUCACAUCCGUUUUGCCCGUGCAGACUCGGGGAGCACCACGGCGCGCCGGACGCAGGUCCUCUUGGCCUUUUCCACCUGGAAGCCCCUCCCUCUGCAGCUGGUAGGGUCUGGCCCCGACCAGGCCCCGGGCCUCUGCCAGCAGACGCGCUCAUCAGCUUCAGGGCUGGGAGGAGGAGGGCCACUGGGCUGGACUCUUCCAGGGCAGUCCACACCCAAGGGGACGGGCCUCCCCCUGGCCCUGCAGGGGACCCAGCCGGGCCCCGGAGCCCGCCUGCCUCCCCGCAGGCUCGGCUGUGGCCGCACCUGGCUGCCUGGGGGGCCGUCGGCCGGCCGCCCCUCCUGGUCCCGACCUGCCUGCCUGAGGGGCGCCCGCUGA
Rangifer tarandus platyrhynchus (Svalbard reindeer) is the source of this 756-nucleotide messenger RNA. Lineage: Eukaryota; Metazoa; Chordata; Mammalia; Artiodactyla; Cervidae. The record is from the annotation of a GenBank genome assembly.